AUGAUGGCACCAAAUAAGAGACCUGCCGAAGAAACAGAAUCUCUCCUGAUCGGCGUACGAUCAAUUGUGUUCGACAUAGAAGGCACGACGACUCCUAUUUCGUUCGUGAAGGACACACUAUUUCCUUAUGUGAGGAAUAACAUUGAGAGCUACUUGAAUAAGAACUUUGAUAAUCCUGAAGUACAGAAGGCUAUAAGUGCUCUCAGGGAACAGGCUGCCAAAGAAAAGAGCGAGACUGUUGAAGGUGUUGUAGAAAUCCCCAGUAGUGAUGCAAGCAAAGAGGAUGUCAUCAAGGCAGUUGUGGCUAAUGUGCAGGGGCAAAUGGAUGCAGACAGAAAAACAACAGAGCUCAAGAACUUGCAGGGAUUGAUAUGGAAGGAUGCAUAUGAAUCUAAGGAAAUCAAGGGAGAGCUGUUUGAAGAUGUUGCUCCAAUGCUGAAAAUGUUGGCAGAAGAAGGCUUGCAGCUGUAUGUGUACUCCUCUGGCAGUGUUGAGAGUCAGAAACUUUUAUUUGCAAAUUCCGUACAAGGCGAUCUCUCGGAUGUGUUUUCUGGUUACUUUGAUACUACAACAGGCAGUAAAACAGACAGUGCAAGCUACAAGAAAAUUGCUGCAGAAAUUAAAGUGGAACCAAAUUCUAUCUUAUUUCUUACAGAUAUUCCCCAAGAGGCAGAGGCAGCUGUAACGGCUGGGCUGCGUAGUGCCCUUGUUAUCCGACCUGGAAAUGUGGAAUUAACGGAUGAGCACCUGCAGAAUUUCGCUUGUAUUGAGAGGUUUGAUGAAUUAUACGGAGAAGAGUACGAUGAGGACGACGACAUCAAGCGCUUUGCUGGCGACAAUGGGGAACAAGAUGAUAACGAAGAGGAGGAGGAGGAGGAAGAAGAGGAAGGGGAAGAGGAGGAGGGAGAUGAUGCCUAA
Messenger RNA from Candidula unifasciata, 918 nucleotides. NCBI's taxonomy places the organism in Eukaryota, Metazoa, Mollusca, Gastropoda, Stylommatophora, Geomitridae. The record is from the annotation of a GenBank genome assembly.